Colletotrichum truncatum is the source of this 2997-nucleotide messenger RNA. RefSeq lists its product as uncharacterized. Lineage: Eukaryota; Fungi; Ascomycota; Sordariomycetes; Glomerellales; Glomerellaceae. The record is from RefSeq and is a predicted model, not a curated record.
AUGGUUUCAAAAACAGAAGAGACGAAUGUCGCCUCGGCCGCGAUUGUAACUCCAGCUAGAGGCAAUUCUUAUGCGUGUGAAGUGCCGUCGAUGCUACCUGGACUGUGCGAUAUCAAAAUCAACCAGAACAUUGCAGCUCAAGGACACGGUAGUCUCGCUCUGGACACGGCACAGCGCACUCAGAUCCAAAAAGUCUCGCCAUAUAGCCCCCUACCGCCCGUGCUGGUUCAUUCCUUCUACCCGCCGCAUCUGCGGACGGUCAGCGCCAACACCCUACCUCAUUUCGUUCUCAACGGGUCGCUGCCAUGGGAGCGACCCGUGCAAAAUCUGCCAACGGAGCAACAGCAAGCCAACGGCGGCACACCAGUGCCAUGGCUGGCCCUGCUGGUCUUCACAGCCGACGAGCUUCAUGUCCCAGAAGACGACGUGCUGACGGUCAGCGGCGUUGUCGCCAAACCAUCCGCUACAAUGGCAAUCAACUUGCCUGUUGUUACGGUUAACACCUACGCGACGAAAUAUUCAAUGGCCAAGCCCUUCCCACUCGAAGUUGAAGGUGCAGUAAGCCCCUCAGCAGCAGAUGGGGAAUCAGAGAAGAAUAUGGCAAACUUCAUUUUCGUCAAACAACCCGUGUUCAAGGAAUACUUUACAGCACAAGAAGGGGUUGUGGAAGGAGAUGCCAGUGCCAACCUGCAACGAUACCCCUAUCUGGCCCAUGUUACCGACACAGAAGAUACUGACGACCCGGGACACUCUAAAAUAAAGGUUAGCAUGCUGCUCGGUCACCGAAUCAGACCUUGGGCAGCCCCGGCAGUUGAAGCGGUAUCCGGCGAGCAGCAGCACACACAGCAGCAACCAUUGCAAGAACCUCUGGAAGUCUACGCACAUUUGGUUUCACUCGAGCACAUACGUCACAUCAUCUCCGAUGCGAAAACAGGCGAUAACGCCGCGAGUGUAGUACCCUUAGUCUCCCUAUUUUCGUGGACUUAUAUCUGGGAUAUUCACGCCCCGACGGGCGACUCCAGCGACCUGUUCGAAAAACUGAACAUACGGCCGCUAGUCGUACCUCUGCCCGAUCUAUCGCCAGGUCACUCGCCCAACGAGGCCGAGACAUGGAUGCGCUCAUGGCUUGACUCAGGCUACGCUGUCGUACGCCAUCGAGAUAUCGCGGGGGAGGCGUCCAUGGCCCUGUUCCGCGGCCCGCUCAUACCCAAGCCGAGAUCGCAGCAGGGCAGUGGCAGCGGAAGGAUCCCCGUCAUCAAGCCGAGCAUGUACGGCACAGAUAUGCAGGUUGUCGAUGCCCAGACCAAGAUAGCCGAUGUGAGUUACAGUGUCGCGUGGGACCUGGGCCGCUCUCUUGCGGGCCGCGACGCCAAAUUCUCUCACGCUGUCUUGCGGCUUCGGAAAGAACUAACGGCGCACGCCAUGAUGAGGGCACGGGAGGUAGGACAGCCUAAUGUGAUCCAGGGUAGCGACGCACAGAUUGACUCCGUCCUCGGCAGGCUGGAUAAGCUGUUUGAAGGGUCGCUGGCCCAGAAGCUGGAGGGCAUGCCGGAAAAGAGGCCCAUUCGGUGGCGACAGUCACCCGCAAAGGAGGUCGUCUGCCCGGAGAUGACUGGUGAGCCGUCCGUCACCAUGACCGAGGCAAAACUGCGACGCCAUCUCGCGUAUCAGACGCGAAAUUGGGUGCAUGAAAUGGUCAAGAAACUUGCCCAUUCUGCAGAGGCCAACUUAGGCCAGUCUACUGACAUCGAGGUGCCAGCCUUGGGGGUCGUCAUCAAAUGGGUUCUCCAGAACCUGCUGUCAUUGAGUCUUGUCCCAGCGAUGAACAUGUUCCCAAACACUUCGGCCAUUACAGCAGAGAGUAUUUCCAUGUUUGUCGUUGACGAUAUUUGGGUCGACGCCCUGGUUGAUGGAGCCCUCAGCAUCGGCAACACGUUUGGAGGCUCAGACGAUCCCGUUCGUAAUGAAACCAGGAUCGCCAUCAACAAGUACAUUCUUCUUGCCGGGCCGGAGCGAGCGAAGAUCGCCGCGGCAGGAAUCGUGAUCAAGAGCCAGCUUGUCGAGUCCUUCCCAGAUCUCAAUGUCACCGCUAAGUGCGAUCUUGGCUCAGCCGUUAACCCGACUGUGAUGCGACAAGCCAGUCACGGGGACUUGAUUGUUUGCCUGUUCAAACGAACUACGGAACAGAGACUCGAGGAUUUCAAAGUGGACAUCAAACUGCCGCCUCAUCAGCAACGUUUCGCCAUCAAGGGCAUCAAGGCCGACUCGAUGGAGUUCGAUAUUCAGCUAGGACCAUUCCUGAAGAGCCCAGAAGGCUCCGAACCCAGUACAAAAAACACCAUCGUUGACGUGACGUGGAAGCGAGGUGAAAAAGGCUGCCCAUGGAGCUGGGACACGGGCAUGCUCUCGCCGAGUGCGAUUGUCAGCCUCAUGGAAUCGACUGGCGAACAGUGGCCCGGUGGGGGAUUCAAGAAGCUUGCGGCGGAAUCAGCGUCGGUAUACCUGGCAAUACAGCUUGCAGACCGCGGCCAUAGCCUCGAGAUCCCCUUCAACAUUAGGCACUUCCAGGACUGCGCAAUUAGGCUGCACGACCCGCGUACGCAAUCAACGCUUCUGAAACCCGGCGCCGGCUCCGAUUCGGGCUGGCGAACGGGCAAAUCGUGGUUCAGGAAGCGCGUCGUCUCGCUACAGUACCCGGACGAGUCGAUCCCGGCGCGGUCGCGAACGGCAUGCACGCAGCUCGUAUUCGCUGUUAAGCCGGUGUCCGAAGCGCCAGCAGGCCUACGUGUCGUCUCGCUGGAGAUCAUCAUCCCUCUGAGCGAGGGGCCAGACGACCUGCUCUACAACCAGGCGCCCCUGCCGCGCAUCAAGGCACUCAAGGUAGCCUGGACAUGGGUCGCGGCUAUCUUUGCCAAGUCCGAUCAGGAGCUGUCGUGGGUCUUGGGCCGCGCGCUGGCAGGCUCAAGCUGCCUGGUGCGGAUGCGGGCUUCGUGCUGA